Messenger RNA from Drosophila novamexicana, 1717 nucleotides. RefSeq names its product bone morphogenetic protein receptor type-1B (gene tkv). The record is from RefSeq and is a predicted model, not a curated record. The transcript has a single exon. Gene Ontology annotation, biological process: protein phosphorylation; cellular response to growth factor stimulus; dorsal/ventral pattern formation. The coding region runs from base 47 to 1702 and encodes 551 amino acids. Gene Ontology annotation, molecular function: ATP binding; transforming growth factor beta receptor activity, type I; SMAD binding. Gene Ontology annotation, cellular component: plasma membrane; signaling receptor complex. Lineage: Eukaryota; Metazoa; Arthropoda; Insecta; Diptera; Drosophilidae.
ACUAAAGUAAAAAAUCUGUUUUUCUGUACAAGUUAUAUCAUUAAGAAUGUGGAACCGAAGUGUUUCGUCAAUUUAUAUUGUUUUUGUGUUGCUUGUGCUAAUUCAAAAUGGUGAAUUUCGGGCCUACGAAGACGUUGCAGUUAUUGAAACUGCUGCUGCAGCUGUGCUAAACGGUGCAGCAAUCACAGCCCAUCACGAAAAGCGUAGAAAUAAUGCACGCUCGAUGAUUUGCUACUGCGAUGGCAGCUGCCCGAACAAUGUAAGUAACGGCACCUGCGAGACUCGGCCGGGUGGCAGCUGCUUCAGUGCCGUCGAGGAGGUAUACGAUGAGAUAACUGGCACCUACGAGGAGGAGCGCACUUUUGGCUGCAUGCCGCCCGAGGAGAAUGGUGGCCUGUUGAUGUGUAAAGUGGCGGUUGUGCCACACAUUCAUGGCAAGAAUAUUGCCUGCUGCGAAGAUAAAGAUUUCUGCAAUCGUGAGCUGCAGCCCGAAUUCAUGCCGAAGAUGACCACAGCUGCGCCCGAGUUGCCCGUAAGCAGUGAAUCUGUGCACACACUAGCUCUGUUCGCCUCCAUCAUUGUGAGCAUGUCCGUUUUUAUUGUGGUGCUCUUUAUACUUUGUCUGUUCUAUAAGCGCCGCGAGAAGCUGCGCAAACAGCCCGGCCUUAUAAACUCCAUGUGCAACUCGCAAAUCUCACAGCUGGUGGAACAAAGUUCUGGAUCAGGAUCCGGUUUACCGCUGCUGGUGCAGCGUACAAUUGCCAAGCAGAUCCAGAUGGUGCGUCUGGUGGGCAAGGGUCGCUACGGCGAGGUGUGGCUGGCAAAAUGGCGCGACGAGCGUGUUGCCGUGAAGACCUUCUUUACCACUGAGGAAGCAUCCUGGUUUCGUGAAACGGAAAUAUACCAAACGGUCCUUAUGCGACACGAGAAUAUUUUGGGCUUCAUUGCCGCCGAUAUAAAGGGUAACGGAAGCUGGACGCAAAUGCUCUUGAUCACCGACUACCAUGAGAUGGGCAGCCUGCACGACUACUUGUCCACAUCGGUGAUCAAUCCACAGAAACUACAGCUGCUGGCCUUUUCGCUUGCCUCUGGCUUGGCCCAUCUGCACGACGAGAUCUUUGGUACGCCGGGCAAGCCGGCUAUUGCGCACAGGGACGUUAAGAGCAAGAAUAUACUGGUGAAGCGCAACGGACAGUGCGCCAUUGCUGACUUUGGACUAGCCGUUAAAUAUAUCUCGGAGCUGGAUGAGAUACACAUUGCACAGAAUACGCGUGUGGGCACCCGACGCUAUAUGGCACCGGAGGUCCUUAGCCAGACACUCAAUCCGCAACAAUUCGAAGAAUUUAAACGCGCCGACAUGUACUCUGUGGGCCUGGUACUAUGGGAGAUUGCAAGACGUUGCUAUACGCCAAUUUCGGGCACCAAGACGACCACCUGCGAGGACUACGCGUUGCCCUAUCAUGACGUCGUGCCCUCCGAUCCCACCUUUGAUGAUAUGCAUGCCGUUGUGUGCGCCAAGGGCUACCGACCGCCGAUACCGCUGCGCUGGCAGGAGGAUGAUGUGCUUGCCACCGUCUCCAAAAUUAUGCAGGAGUGCUGGCAUCCGAAUCCAACGGUGCGUCUCACCGCGCUGCGUGUUAAGAAAACGCUCGGUCGUCUCGAAGCGGACUGCCUCAUCGAUGUGCCCAUGAAGAUUGUCUAGAUCUUUUGUCUAGCU